Molecule: messenger RNA, 2197 nt
Organism: Caenorhabditis elegans
Lineage: Eukaryota; Metazoa; Nematoda; Chromadorea; Rhabditida; Rhabditidae
Gene: Y116A8A.6
Product: Peptidase S1 domain-containing protein
Exons: 7
Coding region: 833-2179 (448 amino acids)
Source: RefSeq, marked reviewed
UUAUUGACGAUACAUCGUUAUAAAUUAAUUUUUGUACGCGAAUAGUUAAUAAAAGUAUGAUAUUAAUAAACCAUUAGAUAAUGAGAAUACCUACCGUUUUGCCUUGUUGCGAUAGCACCUAAAUCUCUCCUUUUCACAUAUUUUCUCUGCAGCAGCUAUUUUUGCAUCAUAAAACAGUAAGAAAGAUAAAUAUGAAACCGACGACGAAUACUUGAAAGUUAGUAAAAUUCAUAAAAACAUAAGGAAAACUUCAGGAAUAGAAGUUUAUAUUAAAAGUGGAGUAGCGCCAGUGAAGAAAUUGCUUUAAAACAUGCCUAUGGUACCACAGUGACCGAAUAUCAUGAUAAAAAAAUUCAAAAAAAUUUUCUAGAUUUUAUAUGAUUUUUUGAAAAUUGGAAAAAUCUCAGUUUUGCCUAAUUCUUAUUUGAAUUUCCGCCAACUGAACUCGUUCGUUGGAGCGCGCUUGCACGUUUUUAUUUUUAUUUAUUGUUAUUUUUCCUUAUUUAUCACCGAUUUUCAAUUUUUUCAGUGUAUUUUUGUAUUUUGAUUAAAAAGCUAAUUUACAAGCGUAAUUCUUCUAAAACUUCAAUUUCCAGCCUUCAAAGGAACUUUUCACGUUGUCGAAAAAUUGCAAAAAUAAUAAGUAAUUAAAAUUAAAAAUUAAAAUUAAAAAAUUUAUUAAAACCUCCACGUUUAAUUUUUCAAAAUCAAACACGCUGGUACGCUGGAAAUCGUGUCUUACCACGUGUUACAAACAUUCUCCAAAUAUUAAUUUUCAAUCAAUACACAAUUUUUCCAACUGAUAUCAACUUGCUCAUUUGAUCAAAAAACAAUGAAAUUUCAAUGGAUUGGCGUAUUAGUUUUCAUCGGGAUUGUUAACUGUUUAAUUUCAAGUCAAAAGCUAACUGUAAAAGAAAAUGAAGAACGGUUGAAAUCAUGUGGAAACACUUUUCUACCUAUACCUUCAAUCAAUCAAACUGGAAAAGGCUUUGGCUUCUUUAAUGACAAAACUUAUACAUACAACUCCAAGUCUGGAUGGUUACUUCUUGCCGGUCACAAAAAUCGUUCAACACGUGUGUAUGCAACUGCAUUUCCAAUAUCCGAAUAUCACAUUCUAAUUUCAUCUCGAGUUAUGUUAACUGCUGAACACAAGUGGAUAAUGAAUGGAAAACCCUUUGAUAAAAACAACUGCUCAGGUGGAAGACAUUUGGAUGUUCCUCGUGAUGUUCUAGACAAUAUUUUAUUCUGGUAUGGUAAAAAACCCAAAAAGGCAGAUAUUUCGAAGGCCCGAAUGUUCUUCGCUUGUGACAAUCAAGAUUUGAAAGCUUACCCUGUGUUAAUCGAGCUCAACAAGACAUCUAAGCGUCCCUGGGCAUUCAAUGGAGUACCUUGUUUGGCUGAUGAAACUACUAGUUCAAAACUCGGAGAUGUAGUUCAUUCUUAUGGAUAUACUGGCGAAAGUAUGCAACAUCGCAAACUUUCGAUAACCGCUGUAAAAGAUGAAAGGAUAUGCACGGAUACAUACAAAACAGAGAAAGCUGGUGGUCCAUUGAUACUGAAUGUAUCAGGAAAAGCUACAGUGAUUGGACUCAAGGCUCCAGCUUCGAGGGAAAAUUGUGAACUCUUCUACGAUCUUUCGAAGCUUCAAAAGGAAAUUUGUGAUUAUUCUGGAGUAUGUGGACAUGAGAACCCAAUUCUUACAACGGAGCCCACGCCAGUCACUACUGAAAGAUCUACAGUUUCAACAACCAUUUCUACUUCACUCGAAACGACUAUAAUGCAGGCUUCGUCAGCUUCGCCAAUUUCGAGCAAGCCAGCCACAACGACAGAACCAUCGCCUUUGCAAGCUUCAAGCAAGCCAGCUACAGAACCAUUGCUUCAGCCUGAAUCAGCUAGAACAGCCUCAUCAUCAGCUUCGAGCAAGCCUGAAGUCCAGACAACAAUCCCAACAGAAAUCCAAACUCCAUCUCUACGAACGUCGAGUUUGAAGACUUCUACAACAGUCACUACGACUACUGUCACCACGACAACUCCCGAUCCUGCAACUGUUGAUUAUGGAGAUGAUCAUGACAUGAUUGGACUGGUCGAUGAGGAUGAUGAAAUUACGGAGAGCAAUAAUAGAGCACAUAGAAUGGAUCUUAUUCUUGGUGUUUUCGUUUCGAUGCUAGUUUUUGAAUAAAUGCUAAUUGAAACGAGA